AUGGACAGCAUUGUCCAUCAGAUCCACACCCUGUCAACCCAGAAUGAAAGUGACUUGAAGAAGCUCAAGGACUUCCUCAGACACGAGCAAGAGACUUUGAAGGCAAAUGCCAGUCAGAUUGACCAGGCACUUCAAGCCCUGGAUCCUGUGCAGUGCACCUUGGGAACGGCAUUCCUCCUGCAGGCGCAGCUGAGUGCCGGCUUCUUUUCCAACCAACGUGCAACCUUCGCCUUCAUUUGCAAUUUCCUCAAGGUCGCGGACAGUCAACAGGCCAAGAAAGCCGCCUCCCCCAUGACAGCCGUGUGCCGAAGUUUUGCUCAGAUGGCCAUCGAUUUGGGGCAGCCAGCUAUGCUAAUGAGCUUGAAGCCACUGCGUGCUGGCCUUGAGAAGCUCCAGGACACGCCCGAGACUCUCACACCAGUGCACGCGGAGUUUCUGAGGGUGUGUUUGAAAGUGAAGGUGUACCAUAUAGCGGCGCAGUUGUUGGAUCAAGCCAUUUAUGACAUCUCAAUCAGUACUGGCGGCAAUAGCAGCAACAGCCCUGCACAAGUAACGCCUCAGAGCUUUCUUAGUUUCUUCUACUAUGGAGCUUUGGUGCGCAUUGGCACUCGGGAGUAUGCCAAAGCUAUUCAGCUACUGCUGGUUGCUUUGACAUGUCCAGCUUCAUGCUUGAGCGCUAUCCAGGCAGAUGCGUACAAGAAGUAUGUACUGCUAUGUCUCAAGGUGCAUGGUGAAGUGAAGCCACUUCCAGUCUACACGUCCCAUAUCCUCCAAAGAUACUCCAAGAGUGCCAGCUACGUUUUAGAGAUUGCCGAGUCCUUCAAAACAGCAGAUGCAACUGCCCUUCAGCGGAUCAUAGAGGAGAAGCAGCCAGCCAUUGAGGCGGAUCAAAACAUGGGCCUGGUGAAACAGGCCUUGGCUUCGAUGCAGCGCCACAAAAUUUUGACAUUGACCAAGACAUACCUGACACUGUCACUGUCUGAAAUAGCUAGUGAGGCAGGGAUGCCCACUGAUACCAAUGAAGUUGAGGCCAUUCUGUUCGACAUGAUCUCAGAAGGAGAGAUCAAGGCAAGGAUCGACCAACAGACCGGCAACGUGUCCUUCGAAGAUGCAGAUGAGAAUCUGGACAUGGACAUGAUGCAAAAGCUACAGGGCAAGUUGGCAAAGAUCAUUGACAUCUCCCAGAGGAUAAGCUGGUUUGAGCAAGAGGUGGUCACAAGCGAGUCCUACGUCCGGAAGACCAGUCUUCUAGACAUGUCGGCUGCGGACCGACAGGUGGGUGGUGCCAUGAGCUAUGAUGUCAUGGACAUGUGA
Durusdinium trenchii is the source of this 1314-nucleotide messenger RNA. NCBI's taxonomy places the organism in Eukaryota, Dinophyceae, Suessiales, Symbiodiniaceae. The record is from the annotation of a GenBank genome assembly.